AUGUGGGGUCUUUUGAUAUUAGUCAGUUUGACUAUAAAUUGUGAAGCAAUAAAAGUCGCCUCGGGACUUGUCGAUCCAGAAUGGCAGGAUCUGUUUUCCGCUGGAGGAAUGCACAUCGGACACGGACGUUCUAAGCGUUUCGUGGAGCUUAAUGACAACCAGCCGAACGUCCCGCAUCAAGCGUGCCUCCUCCCGGACGGCAAGCCUGGCCACUGUCGCCAUUUACACUAUUGCAUUCAAGAAGACUUUCAAAGGGAUUUUAUGAAAUUUAUGGAUUAUCUCUGCAUUAUACAGCACUCAGCCAUCGGUGUGUGCUGCCCGGACAGCUUGGGCGAGGGCGCACUAGAAGCGCUCGCAGGUGACCUGCCCGCGACUGCUCCAAAAGAUGAAAAUGAGAUAACAGUCAAGAUCUCUAAUCGAGCUGAAAAUAGAGGGUGUGGUCUAAGCACUCGAGCCCAGAGUCGGGCGGUAGGCGCUCGUCCUGCCAACCCCCGGGAGUGGCCGUGGAUGGCCUCAAUCACCCCUGAAGGUUUCGAACAGUAUUGCGGUGGGACUCUCAUCACCGACCGUCAUGUUAUGACCGCCGCCCAUUGCACUCGCAGGUGGAAAGCCGAAGAGUUAUAUGUUCGUCUCGGCGAAUACGACUUCCGGAGGACAAAUGACUCUCGUUCCUACAAUUUCCGCGUUAUUGAAAUACGCCAGCAUGAGUUGUUUGACCACACCAAUUACCACCAUGAUAUCGCCAUACUAAAGCUGCAUCGAGCUGCAGUGUUUAACACAUAUGUGUGGCCGAUCUGUCUGCCGCCUCGAGGACUGCCGCUAGAGAAUGAACUCGCUACUGUUACAGGUUGGGGUACACUGUGGUACGGUGGACCGCAAAGCCAUGUUCUAAUGGAAGUAUCCGUCCCUGUGUGGGUACACCAAGAUUGUGUCAACUCGUUCAGCGAUUCGGUCUUCAAUGAGACACUGUGUGCCGGCGGUAAGGAAGGCGGGAAAGACGCUUGUCAGGGUGACAGUGGAGGUCCACUGAUGUACCAGAUGUCGAGCGGUCGCUGGGCGAUCAUCGGCGUGGUGUCGUGGGGCGUGCGCUGCGGAGAGGCGUUACACCCCGGCCUCUACACCCGCGUCGAUCAGUACUUAGAAUGGAUUGUGCUGAAUGCUGUCUUU
Molecule: messenger RNA, 1167 nt
Organism: Brenthis ino (lesser marbled fritillary)
Lineage: Eukaryota; Metazoa; Arthropoda; Insecta; Lepidoptera; Nymphalidae
Source: the annotation of a GenBank genome assembly